Exophiala mesophila is the source of this 3531-nucleotide messenger RNA. RefSeq lists its product as uncharacterized. Bases 157 to 3018 code for a protein of 953 amino acids. The record is from RefSeq and is a predicted model, not a curated record. Gene Ontology annotation, molecular function: protein binding; chromatin binding. NCBI's taxonomy places the organism in Eukaryota, Fungi, Ascomycota, Eurotiomycetes, Chaetothyriales, Herpotrichiellaceae. Gene Ontology annotation, biological process: chromatin remodeling. Gene Ontology annotation, cellular component: RSC-type complex. The transcript has 3 exons.
GCCACAUGAUAUGAUGAUAUGAAGACGACGAUAGCCACUAUUGAUCUUCUCAAACGGCUCGGACAUUGGUAGCCUGGUAGACAGGUCUGCCGCCUGAUGUCCCCUUCACUCACCCACCCCUGCAUCCUCCACCCUGCGCUUUGGGAAUGAUACAAGAUGGUUCGCAAUGCAGAUGUUGACACUCAAAUGGCUCUCGAGACCGAGAAUGAGGCCACCACAGAACCUGACCCUUCAAUCGCAAACGCCUCUGACACUAUUGAAGUCCCCAAGCCUGAGAGUGUCAUUAAGGACGACGAUAUAGGCGAUGAUCGAUCCGGGGACGAAGGAGACGCGCCUGAAGAGGACGCGGCGGGUGAUCGUCCUGUUUCGAAUGAUCAAUACAGGGCUUUCAAAAGUAUUGCCGACACCCUCACAAACUACAACUACAAGAACAAGGGUGGAGAGGACUACUAUCCCUCCCUGCUCUUCCGGCGCAUUCCCAAUCGACGAAACCUUCCCGAUUAUCAUGAAAUCAUCAAGAACCCGGUUGCCAUCAGCACGCUAAAGGGCAAAAUCCAGAGAAAAUCUUACACCGGCGUCCCCGAGUUCGUCCACGACUUUGCCCUCAUCGUCCACAACGCCCAAGUCUACAACCGUCCAAACUCGGCCCCAGUCCGAGAUGUGCUACAACUACAGUCCAUUUUCACACAAGAACUCCAAAAGCUGGUCGAAGAAGGUCUGGCGAAGGAUGAGGAGAUCAUCUUCCCAGACCUUGGAGAAAUCCCUUCCGCAACUCCAGAGCCAGAUCCCGUCUCCGACGACGACGAAGACAACGAUGACGACCAGGAUGACGACGACGAUGACGACGAUGCUGAUGGCGACGACUCAGAUGAGGACCGCACCAAGUUCAAACGUCGCAGGAGCCGUAGUGCUCGAAAGGAACGAGAUGACGAUGACGGCAGGAAACGGCGGGGGAGGCCACCAAGGGUCGACACUCCCAUGGAGGCCCGCAUGAAGGCCAUCCUCAAAGGUCUUCGCAAGCCCAAAGAUGCCCACGGAAACCUUCUGCUCAGGCACUUUGAACGCCUGCCCGAUAAACAAGAGUACCCAGCGUAUUUCACCGAGAUCAAAGACCCCAUCGCCAUCGACACCAUCAAGAAAAAGCAAAAACGCAAAAAGUACACGUCACUCGAUUACUUCCUCAAAGACAUUGAUCUUCUUUUCAACAACGCUAAGCAGUUCAACUUAGAUUCUAGUGAGAUCUAUCAAGACGCGGUCCUUCUUCAGGCCGAGGCCAAGCGCUUAGGUGACCUCGAGAAGGCCAAACCAGAUGACGAAUAUCUGUUGGAAGAUGGGAGGCGUCCUCUCCCGGGCGGUAUUCUGUACAAAGACGAGACAUGGAAAGUCGGUGACUGGGUUCACAUCAGAAACCCCAAUGACAUGACGAAACCGAUUGUCGCCCAGAUCUUUCGCACCUGGGAGGAUACCAACGGCCAGAAAUGGAUCAACGCUUGCUGGUAUUAUCGCCCCGAGCAAACUGUCCAUCAGUACGAGAAACACUUUUUCCCGCACGAAGUUGUCAAGACCGGACAAUACCGAGACCACCAAAUCGAAGAGGUGGUGGACCGCUGUUUCGUCAUGUUCUACACCAGAUUCGGUCGCGGUCGACCAAAGGGUUUCGACACCAGCAAAGAGGUCUAUGUUUGCGAAGCCCGGUACAACGAAGACAAACACAGAUUCAACAAGAUCAAGACCUGGGCUAGUUGUUUGCCAGAUGAAGUUCGGGACAUCGAUUAUGACCUGGACCAUUUUGACAAUCCCCGCCGCAUCAAGAAACUUCCCAGUCCCCUGAAACACCUGCUCAAGGACGACACCAAAGACACAGAUAAGAUUCCCUCCCCGAUAUGGGGCGAUCCAAAAGCGCCUCCGCUAAUUGGCGGUAUUCACCGCCAGCCGCGCGACGAGAAUCAAUCCCCUCCACCAGAACCGACACCUCCACCCCCACCAACGCCUCCGCCACCUUCGAGACAGCCGUCCAUCAGCACAAUGCAACGCCAGCCACCCCGACCAGAGCUGGAUCCACGCCAAAGUACGGGCCCAAAUAACUUUGUUCAGAUCGCACGACCCUCACCAUCCCUGGCCCCGCAGAUCUCGCCUUAUCAAACACAACAAUCCAUCUCGCCCGCUCUGCCCUAUCAUCGUCCAACGCCUUACGCGCAAUCCUCGGGUGCUGCCCAGCACGCCGUGCCUCCACAUACACCCAUCGCCCAACAGUCACUCCCUUAUGCUACUCAUCAACAGGUGCAUCCAUCACCCGGACUUACAGCCGCUCCAGCGACAGGCUACGCCCCAGCUUCAUCAACUCAAGCCUACAAUCGGCCUCUGGCACAGCCUGUCCAUUCCCAUGGACCGUAUGGAACAAACCCCAAUCUACCCCUCGGCCGAGACCAAGAUGUUUUCGUGCUACCCGACAGCGCCAACAAUGCCAUCCCAGCAGACCUUCGCCGUCGAUUUCCUCAAGAUGACCAAGGACGGGUUCUGUUUUUCACCAAACCCCCGGUUGUACACGAAUCAGUCAUAUACGACAAGGUUGCUCGCGGAUCACCCAAGCGUCUUGCCCACAGCGAGAGAUACCUUGCGGCGAAGAAAGAACGGGAAGAAAAGCUCGCAGGACAGAAACGCGGUCUUGUAGAGGGAGCGGCCGAGCGUGAGGUCAAGCGACCUAGACACAAUGCCGCCGAGAUUGAGCAUGUUGGUCUGCGCCCUCGAGCAAUCCUCGAGUAUCUGAAGCGCUCGACGGAGGACUGGGUUGAAAAGCUAAAAGCCAAGACAGAAGCAGAUUAUCGAAUGUUGUAUGGUGACGAGUGCCACGCGAUAGAAGAGCAAGACGUUGAACGGCGACAACUCCAGCUGCAGAAAGCGGAACGAUUGGAAGUGCAGAAAGACCGGCUUCGAGAACAAUGCCGAAAUGCACCAGAGCAGGACUUGAGCGCGAGUCGGAAUCUGUGGGCUACUGUGGCUCGGGGUGAGCGGUACUGAUGUCUGGGAAUUGGGAAUGCCUGUCAACCAAGUAUCCUUUGGUCUAGGGGACUAUAUGGCACUUGCGAAUUCAGCAUCGUGAUGUUCGCCCACGACUGAUUGAGUACUUGGAUCUUCAGGUAAUAAUCGAUGGAGUCGUAUAGACCUUAUUUCCCAGGCUUGUUUAGCUUUAGCCGGCUAUCUAUUCUAUCAAUUUCGCAAAUAAUUCGUCUCUCUUGGUUUGGAGGCGAUUGAGUUCCCCCAGAACACGUUUUACUUCCUGCCUGCUCGAGUGGACAUCUGGAGGAAGGCCGUGGAAUGAUGCAAUUGUCUCUUGGAACUGCAACAUCUGUUUCCUUUUGCGGUCCAGAGCCUCCAUUCCAGAAGCGACAUCUGCCACAGUGACGUCGCCAGAUUUGCUGCGUAGCGGUUGGACAUUUGAAAGACUCGCGAGGCGGUUGCGGUACUCGUCGGCCUUGAGGGAAAGCUGCUUGAUCUCGCGCUGAUGUUGCAGAAUUUGGGAAUGGAGCGACG